Molecule: messenger RNA, 1885 nt
Organism: Drosophila serrata
Lineage: Eukaryota; Metazoa; Arthropoda; Insecta; Diptera; Drosophilidae
Product: protein anon-37Cs
Molecular function (GO): polyamine oxidase activity
Source: RefSeq, a predicted model, not a curated record
UUCCCAUCUCUAGUGUUCACAACAAACUUUCGGAAAUCUGACAAAAUUUUGAAAACACUUUUUAAUUGUUUUUAAAUUCCGUUUACCGCUUGCCAUGCAGUGGUAAGUGGCGUUGCAUAAACCGGCCGGGCAGUCCAGAUGCGCCACAAUGCGGCACCUACUGAACUCUUCUCUCGUUACCAGCAGUUAUAAACUCGCAACCAAGCGCAGCUUAUACAAUGCAACGGUCCUCCAGGCGGACUCCGGCGCCCAUUUACGUAGCCCGGAUUUGGAUGCAGCGCGACAAAAUGCCCGGAUAGUGGUCAUCGGGGCCGGACUCUCCGGUCUAUCUGCCGCGCAGCACCUGUUAUCGCACGGUUUCCGACGCACAGUUGUUCUGGAGGCUACCGAGCGCUACGGCGGCAGGAUAAACUCACAGCGCUUUGGGGACACCUUCUGCGAGCUGGGCGCGAAAUGGGUAAAGAUCGACGGGGCACAGGAUUCUAUGUACGAGCUGUUGCGCAACACCGAAGGUCUAGACAAGCAGAUCAAGCAGCCCGAGCGUCCCAUCUACGUCCACGUGGAGCAGGAUGGCGAUGGCAGCCAGGCAAUCAAGCCAGCCAUGGCGGAGCUCAUCGACACCUUGUUUCGGCAGCUAUGCCGAGGCUUUAAGGUCUCCGACCGAGUGAAGCGCGGCGAAGAUAUGCAGGCCUUGGACAACGUAAUGAGCUACUGAGCAGAGAGCAAUAGAAUCAUUGCCGCCACAUUCCAGCAGCCAGAGGAGCAGCAGGCGGCGCGGGAGAUCUUCCAGUCCCUGUUCAAGGAGUUCGGCAGUGUCUUGGGAUGCUGCCUAGAGUAUGUGAACAUUGAGCACAUUACCAAGUGCCCGGUGCAACCCGAAAAGCGACCACUUUACGUGCCCACCGGACUGGAUAAUGUCGUAGAGGAGCUCACACAACAGCUGGAUAAGGAUCAGUUGCAGACGGGCAAGCCGGUGGGUCAAAUUCAGUGGACCCCGUCGCAACUCAAGGGUGUGGGCUGCCUGGACGGCAGUCUUUAUAGCGCGGAUCACAUUAUUUGCACCCUACCGCUGGGCGUCCUCAAAAGCUUUGCGGGCAUACUGUUCCGGCCAACAUUACCGCUAGAUAAGUUACUGGCCAUACGCAACCUGGGUUUUGGCAAUCCUUUGAAGAUCUAUCUCUCCUACAAGAAUCCAAUUAAGAGAUGGCUUAAGACAAGCCUGCGACCACUUGGGACACAUCCAAGUCGCUCCACCGAUCCGGAAGUGGAGCGUAAUUGGACCCAGCAGGUGGUGGAGAUUAGUCAGAUGCCCAGCAGCCAACAUGUUCUGGAAGUGCAUGUAGGUGGCGGAUACUACGAGGAGAUUGAGAAGCUUCCCGAUGACAAGCUGCUGGAACAGAUUACCACGUUGCUGAGACGCUGUAUUAGCAAUGAUUUAAUCCCCUACCCCGAGGGCUUGCUCCGUUCCAACUGGAGUACGUCGGCAUGCUACCUCGGCGGACGUCCAUACUUCUCCACAAACAGCAGUGCGCGCGAUGUCCAGCGACUGGCGGCGCCGCUGGGGGAGAUGUCACCGAGCCUGCUCUUUGCCGGGGAUGCCACUGCCGUUCAAGGCUUUGGCACCAUCGAUGCAGCCCGGUCCAGUGGCAUCAGGGAAGCUCAACGCAUCAUCGACUAUUACAGAAACAUCGUGCAUUGUUAUUGAUUGGGAAUUAAUCUCUCAAAAUUCAACCAAAAAUGGUACAAAGAAUCUAAAAAUGGGAACUCACUAGUCAAAAUUCAUAGUUAAAAGUUAUUGUAUAUAUUUAUGCCAUUAUAUUAUUUUAAAGUUAGGCGUAGCACUUUAAUAAUAAAAACAUCAACAAAAGUGAUACUUUAAAUCUAA